Dreissena polymorpha is the source of this 2342-nucleotide messenger RNA. RefSeq names its product von Willebrand factor D and EGF domain-containing protein-like. The record is from RefSeq and is a predicted model, not a curated record. Gene Ontology annotation, cellular component: extracellular matrix. NCBI's taxonomy places the organism in Eukaryota, Metazoa, Mollusca, Bivalvia, Myida, Dreissenidae. The coding region runs from base 92 to 2182 and encodes 696 amino acids. Gene Ontology annotation, biological process: blood vessel development; regulation of angiogenesis. The transcript has 15 exons.
UUGACACAGUUCGGCGUUAUACAUACUUGGUAUUUUGAGGUCAUGUCACUUUUAAACUAUAAACUGAUAAGACAAUACAACUAAUAUAGCAAUGAGAACACCGAGACGCGGGACUAACGUAAUGUUGGGCGUACUAUUCUUCUCGGGGCUGGUUAUUACAGUGACGGCUGAUGACGUCAUUGACCCCUGCAAGCAGCACACGGUGUUGGACGAACCAUGGCGAAGCUUGACAAGUAACGAGACUUCGAAUCUACAAUGCGAUCAAUCGCUGAAAAUGGGGUGGUAUCGAUUCAACCACGCGGAAAUGUUGUUCGACACCUGCGUGGAUGCAUACCACUGCGGAACGCAUAUACCGAUGUGGAUCAAUGGAUCGAAGCCCAGCGUGACCGACAACGUAACGAUCUUGAAUGCGUGUGGCAAAUACGACAGAGACUGUUGUUUCUACAGUCGGGAGAUAGGCGUCAAGAAUUGCAGCACAUUCCUCGCCUACUACCUGCAGCCGACACCAGGGUGCUCUAUGGCGUACUGUCUGAAAGUGGACCGGAAAUGUGACGAGAACGAGUUCUCUGCCACCGGAUAUGAACCUUGUCAAGAUAAGUACCCGAAGCUUGUUCGAGAGCCAUUCAUGGCGGGACCGGAAAUAGAUGGGACCGACUUCAAGUUCACGUGCUUCGUACCGUACCCGGCCUUGUACCUUGACGCCACCUUUAACGUUGCGUGGUUGUCAAAUGGUCACGUGAUCAAGACGGUGACGUUGAGCGGGACAGAGCGACGGGCAAUUCUAUACGGCGAGGACUUGAAUGGUUUUAUGAAUGCGAACAUUUCCUGUAUGGUUAGGACAAACUUCGCUGACGGGCAUAGUCCAUUUACGAGUCCGGCGUUCCAAAGUAACAGCUACUGGGCGGGAAUAAAGAUAACCCCUGAAAACAUGACAUUGAACGGCACGUGGCAAGAAGUAACGCUGACGUCAACAGUUCCUGUCGUCUGUAAAACCACUUCCGGUGACUGCAAGGUGGAAUACGCGGUUUCAACUGAUAACGGCAAUGUUUCCCUCAGCGAGUGCCGCCUUACACUUCGUCCGACGAAUUGGAUUAACUCGACAGCAUCAACUAGUAUGAAGGUUUCCACGACACCAAGUUUCGCUCCUCAGACUGGAGGUAUAUCCCAUAUUCAGUUCAAAUACACCGGACACGCAACUGGACGAGAGUGGUCCCACCUGCAAAUCCCGAAAUAUCCGGUAAAAACGACGCAAAGCGGGUCGGGUGCCAUGUGCGUAUCGGCCGGCGACCCUCAUAUUUUUACAUUCGACAACCAAAAAGACAACAAACACUACGACAACUUUCACGUGGGACAGUAUGUUCUAGUGCAGAGGUUAUCCGGGACAUUCAGGGUCGAGACACGUACAAUCGCCCUCGGUAAGGCUGCCGUCAAUUGCGGCGUCGCCGUCCGUGAAGGAAAUGACGUCAUUACAUUGGACCAGUGCGACGGGGAGCCGGGGAAGGCUCAGCUGAGGAUGGCAGUGAAGAGCAUCGGAAACGUCGCAAGAAAGGCUGAAAUCGUCCGCAGCGAGUCCGGCACAGAAUACGUGAUCAAGUUCCCGUCAGGUGCGGUGGUGAAGCUAGAUACAUUAAAAUAUAAUAUUGAUGUGUCCGUCAAGCUGCCGGGAUAUUUCUCCGGGGAUACAGAAGGUCUCUGCGGCAGAUACGACGGCAAUCCCGGCAACGAUCUAAAGUCACCAAAUGGUCACGUGUACGCGAUGGAACGCUUCCCGUACGCUUUCAUAGAGUCUUGGAGCAUUCCAAAGAACCAAAGCUUGUUCGAGAAGGAUCUCACGGCGCUGGAGCCCGAGCCACACCAGCACUGUGUGUGUUACAACAGCGCAGAGGCGUGUCAUCGUACCCCGCCCUCCAUUCCGGACACCAAGGUGAUGUGCCCGAGAUGCGUGGACCUUCCACACCCGAGUCCAUCGCCAGCAACAACGCAGUCACCAAUAACAACAUCGCAACCAACAACAGUAGUAUCUGUACAACCUACUCCAGCGCCCACACCAGCGACGGCUGCGGGAGGCGGAUCCCUUUUUAAAACAACCAACCCCAACCACUACCACCACAACCUCCACCAUCACCACAGCCACACCGACUACGGUCUCGUUCAUCACACUUCCACCUCCGGAACCGUAUGAGUUUCCUAAUCCUCAAUGGAAUGCUUCAAACCAGACAGUCCCGUUCCAGUCCAAACCGGACGCAAGCCGGAUCUGCUGGGUCAUGCUUAACCGGUUUGAAUCUGCGCGCACCUGCAUACAGGAGCGAUACCAGCUUGGCAUUCAAGAUCUCAUGGAUAUG